Molecule: messenger RNA, 2778 nt
Organism: Hevea brasiliensis (rubber tree)
Lineage: Eukaryota; Viridiplantae; Streptophyta; Magnoliopsida; Malpighiales; Euphorbiaceae
Product: cuscuta receptor 1-like
Exons: 6
Coding region: 10-2631 (873 amino acids)
Molecular function (GO): protein binding
Source: RefSeq, a predicted model, not a curated record
UUUUUGAAUAUGGAAUACAAUCUAUUAGAAGGAUUAAUAAAUAUGGAAGAAUUGGAUGCUUUGGGCAACUUAGAGGUACUAAGCCUAGGAGGAAAUCAAAUUACUAAAGUUGUGGCCUCAGGAGAUAUGAGAGUCGUCAGGAAUUUGAUUGCUCUUUUCCUUGAUAACGUUACUACCCAUGGAAGAAGCAGCAUUCAGCUGGAAUUACUGGGAGCAUGCCCAUUUCUCAAGACCCUUUCUCUAACGCAUAAUAGCUUCAAAGGAGCGAUAGUUGCUCAAGAGCUGGGUAAUUUGACAAGCGUGGAAGAGUUGUUCCUGGAUUAUUCCUCACUUGAUGAACAGUCUUUUAAGAGCCUUGGAGCGUUGCCUUCUCUUAAAUUUUUGUCUAUGUAUGCCCUCAAUGCUACCCUACCCACUCAAGGGUUGCUGAAUUUCAAAAAUUUGGUGUAUUUGGAUUUGAGUUUUUCCACUCUCCACAACAACUUCUUGAAAGACAUUGGAAAGAUAUCAUCACUUAAGAUUUUAUUAUUGUCGGGAUGUCAACUAAGUGGAACCAUACCUGCUGCCAAAGGUUUAUGCGAGUUAAAACAUCUUCUAAAGUUAGAUAUGAGCAACAAUGAUCUCCGUGGCACAUUGCCUUCGUGUCUAGCAAAUUUAACAUCCCUUCAACAAUUAGAUAUAUCUUCCAAUCACUUCAUUGGAAAUAUCUCCAUAUCUCCCCUGGGGACUCUCACAUCCUUACAUAAAUUACAACUUUCAAGAAACCUAUUCAAAAUUCCAAUCUCACUACUGCCGUUCUUUAACCAUUCAAAGCUCAAGUUCUUGGAUUGUCAUGAGAACGAGAUAUAUGCAGAUAUAGAUGUGCCUAAUUUGACACCGAAAUUUCAAUUAGAGACCUUAGAUUUGUCAGGUCAAGGAGAUGGUGGAGUGUUUCCCAAGUUCCUCUAUUAUCAGCAUAAGUUAGAGUAUGUUGAUCUGUCAGAUAUUAAAAUGAAGGGAGAGUUUCCACAUUGGUUGAUUGGAAACAACACAAAAUUAUACACACUUUACUUGCCUAGUUGUUCUCUUUUAGGGCCUCUCCACUUGCCAAUUCAUUCCCAUGUGUAUUUGUCAGACUUAGAUAUCUCUGAAAACAGCUUCUAUAGUCCUAUUCCAACAGAAAUUGGAGUACAAUUUCCAAAUUUAUAUUUUCUAAACUUGUCUGGAAAUGGUCUCAUUGGUGACAUUCCUUCAUCAUUUGGGAAAAUGAGCCAAUUGAUGAAAUUAUACUUGUCCAACAAUCGACUAUCAGCCAUAAUACCUCAAGACUUGAUUGUUGGAUGUAUUUCAUUAUUUGAUCUCAUUCUUUCAAACAAUAAUUUGCAAGGCCAAAUAUUCCCAAAACAGGCUAAUUGCAAAGAAUUGGAUCGAUUAUUGUUGGAUGGCAAUCAAUUCACUGGAAGUAUCCCAUAUAGCAUACUUAACUGCACCUUGUUGAAUAUGUUGGAUGUGAGUGAUAAUCAUCUCUUUGGUAGCAUUCCUGGUUGGAUAAGGAAUAUGACUUUUCUUCAAGUCUUGGAUCUAUCAGAGAACAAUUUCUCUGGAACCCUACCAUCUAGCUUUGUCCCUCCACAGAUCAGAGAAGUUUAUUUAUCAAAUAAUAGGCUACAAGGACCACUGACAAAUGCAUUUUACAAUUGUUCUGAAUUAAUGACAUUGGAUCUUAGUCACAACUAUUUCACUAGAAGGAUUCCAGAUUGGAUUGGCAAGUUUCCAAAAUUGAGCUAUCUUCUUUUGGGUUAUAAUAAUCUUGUAGGUGAAAUACCAAUUCAGUUGUGCAACUUAGGCCAAUUAAGCUUGGUUGAUCUUUCUAAUAAUAAUCUUUCUGGCCAUGUCCUCCCUUGCAUAACCGCUGCUAGCAAUAAGGUUAGGCAAGAAGAAGUUGGCACAAAUCCGUAUAUGGCUUCAUCUCCAGCUUAUAUGAAACAACCUUUGGAGUUUACAACAAAGAGUAUAUCGUAUUACUUCCGAGGAAGCAUUCUCAAGUACAUAUCAGGGCUCGAUCUGUCCUGCAACAAUUUGACUGGUAAAAUUCCUGCUGAAAUAGGAAAUCUUAGCAUGAUCCAGGUGUUAAACCUGUCCCAUAACAGUUUGACAGGAUUGAUUCCGCAAUCAUUUUCAAACUUGAAGCAAAUUGAGAGCUUGGAUCUGUCCUACAACAAAUUGAAUGGCAAAAUCCCUCAACUCACUCAACUAAAUUGGCUAGCUGUCUUCAGUGUAGCACACAACAAUUUAUCUGGCAAGACACCUGAGAUGGUUGCACAAUUUGCGACAUUCGACAAUAGUAGCUAUGAGGGAAACCCUUUCCUUUGUGGACCUCCAUUGUCUAAAAGUUGCUUUUCUUCAUCAAUAAUGCCAAGAGUUUCAGAGGAAGAUAAAAAAGAUCAUAAAAGAGAUGGUGGCUUUAUGGACAUGGAUGCUUUCUAUGUGAGUUUUCUGAUUUCUUAUGCCAUAGUGUUGUUGACCAUGGCUGCCAUUUUGUACAUAAAUCCAUAUUGGCGAAGAGCAUGGUUCUAUAUGAUAGAGUUGAGCCUCACCAACCUCUACUAUUUUCUGGUAGACAAUAUUCCUUUUUGGUUUAGAUGCUAUUGAAGUCUGGGUCUGCUAUGUACUUUAAAAGCAUUCAACCAUGAUGAGUGAGCUGAGUUUAUGUCCUAGUUUGAGUAAGCUAGGAUUGUUGCAGAAUAAUGAGCUGGAGCUGAUUGCAGAGUAUAAUUUAUUACUUGUUUUUGUCAGUUA